Molecule: messenger RNA, 1065 nt
Organism: Homarus americanus (American lobster)
Lineage: Eukaryota; Metazoa; Arthropoda; Malacostraca; Decapoda; Nephropidae
Product: zwei Ig domain protein zig-8-like
Exons: 7
Coding region: 83-1012 (309 amino acids)
Biological process (GO): synapse organization
Cellular component (GO): neuron projection membrane
Source: RefSeq, a predicted model, not a curated record
UAGUGCCAGAGAUGCCAUCACAGUGCCAUCACCUUAACACAUUUCCUUCCAUCGUUACAGAGAACACAGCCGGGUGAAGACAAUGCGAUUCUCCACGUUGGUCACGCUACUCGUCCCCAUCCUGGCCUCUGAUCUGGUCCAGCAGGAGGGGGACCUGACCACAGAGGACCUACUAUUCACAGACGGUCAGCAGUACGACCCUGACCAGCCCUUCUUCGACGUGGAGGAGUCGUCGAACGUGACAGCUCUCCUGGGCAAGACGGCCAUCCUCAACUGCAGGGUUAAGAACAUUGGCAAUAGGACGGAUCUCCCAGACACUGUUAUCUCAGGAUCCAAGAGUCUCUCAUCAUACGGGGAUUUGGAUUAUCACCUACAACAACAAGUAUCAUGGAUCCGUCACCGCGACAUACACCUACUGACGGUGGGCAGGUUCACCUACACGUCAGACGAGCGUUUCUCAGCCCGGCACACAGCGGGGUCUGAGGACUGGCUGUUGAUGAUCCACUACCUGCAGGAGAGAGACGCUGGCAUGUACGAGUGUCAGAUCUCCACUACACCUCCACAGAGUCACCAUAUACACCUGUCUGUUGUAGAGACAGAGACAGUGAUCGUGGGAGGACCAGACGUGUACAUCAACACUGGCAGUCGCUUAGCUCUGACCUGCAGUGUUAGCAUGCCAGAGCCUCCUGCCUUCAUCUUCUGGUACCAUGACGACAAGCUGGUGAGUUACGAGAGGACGCGUGGCGGAGUGGUCGUGUCGACGGAGAAAGGGGUCGUCACCACCUCACGACUCCUGGUACAGUUCGCUGAGACGCGACACACAGGCGUCUAUACCUGUUCACCCGCUAACUCCAAGCCCAAGAGUGUCAACGUUCACGUGAUUGCAGGGGACCAGCCGGCAGCCAUCGUGCACGAGAACAGCGGCCUGGGACUGGUGGCUACGCUCACUCUCCCCCUCUCACUCACUCUCACAUUCCUCUCCACCCUCCUGCUCUCCCUCCUCCUCUCAUAAUACUCUUUCACCCCCCUCUCUCUCUCCCUCACUUUCAUCCCAUUCCAAACCUC